UCGUCAUGUCACCAUCGUCCACUUGGGAGAACGCCUGGAAUGCUGCCCAGCCACGCUUGAACGCGUUGCGUCAAUCUCUGCACCUCUCGUCGCCAGAAAAUGUGCCUAUAUCACGCGUCGGACAGCUCGACGCUGAGAUCCUCGACCAGGAGCUCAUUACCCUUCUUCAAGAGCCGCUAAACAAGGCUCUAGUGCUGGCAAACGCUUCAUUUAAAGGACGUUUCGAACAAGAGCUUACUUUACUUAUUCACUUAGUGCUGUACAAGCUGUCAAUCUGGAAUACCGGUGCCAGCUACGGUGCAAAGCUGCAGGAUCUUCGUUACACUGUCGCGCCUUCAGCGUCUCAUGGUCAUUCUCUUACUCCUUCUGGUCUACCGAGACGAAUACUAAUAAUUCAUGGCACCCUCACCAUACUGGUACCCUAUGCACAUUCCAGAUUUCGCGCCCAUGCGCUUUCCCGUGCUUGGCCAGAUGCACCCACCUCUGAUCUUCGUCACAAAGCAUGGGAUCUGUUGACUUCCUUCGAAUCAUCGUACACACUACUCGGUCUCGCCAGCUUUGUGGCAUUCCUCUGGGAUGGUCGCUUCCGUACAGUCGCCGACCGAUUAGUGAACAUGCGACUGGUUCCGUCUCGAGCUCUACUCAGGCGCGAUGUCAGUUACGAAUUCAUGAAUCGCCAGAUGGUCUGGCAUGCUUUCACCGAAUUUCUGCUAUUCCUUUUGCCUCUCAUCAGUGCUCGGAAAGUACGCCAUCGAGUCAAUCGCAUCACAGCAUCAUUAGUGUCAAUACCAUCCAAACUCCAAUCGGCAUUGGGCAAACAAUCAUAUCCUUCAAAUGCAGCGCCGCGUAUAUCCCAAGCAUUUGGCAAGUAUCAUUCACUGCCUGUAGAUCAAUGCGCGAUCUGUGCAGAAAACGCUUCAUUCAAUCUCAAUAUGGCCGAUUCAGCAAACGCGUUUACCGCACUUGCAGUCUCACAAUCCAGUUCUAACGUCGCGUCUAGCGGCUCACAAAGCGAGCCUCCCGCAUAUCCAUUAUACACACCAUAUAUCACGUCGUGUGGUCAUAUGUAUUGUUAUCAUUGUAUAGCCGAGCGAAUGAUGCGCGCGGCCGAUGAUGCAGAGGACGAAAGUUGGGAAUGUCUAAGGUGCACAGAGGUUGUCCGUGGCGCUGAGCGGUUCACAGUAGAAGUCGACGAAGUCGGUGGAAGUGACUACGAUUUCAGUAGCGACUUCGAUAUCGACACCACAGACCUCUCAGGUUCAAUUGGAUCUUACAGCGAAUCCGGUCUUUCUGAUGAUUACUAGUUCGUAUCUAGUAUCAUUAAUAUCAAACCAAAGAUGAGAACUGAGAAGCCGGGAUGGAAGCAUGACAUAUAUGGGAGAAGUAUACGAGAUGAAAAAAUCAUUCUUC
Molecule: messenger RNA, 1410 nt
Organism: Guyanagaster necrorhizus
Lineage: Eukaryota; Fungi; Basidiomycota; Agaricomycetes; Agaricales; Physalacriaceae
Exons: 5
Coding region: 6-1304 (432 amino acids)
Biological process (GO): protein import into peroxisome matrix
Cellular component (GO): peroxisomal membrane
Molecular function (GO): zinc ion binding
Source: RefSeq, a predicted model, not a curated record